AUGGCGGAACCUGCGAGAAACAUGGAGGUGGAGAAGCUGAUCUCCUACACCGAUGACCUCGUUAAGGUAUUGAUGGAACCGCGCGACCUCAACAACCUCACCUAUUCUCUCCAACAAAACCUCUCCCUUUCUUCCUCUGUCCACUCCCACCUUCACCACGUUCGCUCCUCCCUCCAAGAUUAUGAGAAAAAAGUGGAUGCAUGCAAGCAGAAAAUAGAGGAAGCUAGAUCUGAGACUGCUGCUGAUGCAGACCUGGACCUUCUGCAGAGAGAACUGGAGGAAGAACUUGAAAAAGAACGCUUGUUGAAAGAAGACACAGCCAUCAGCGACGAGUUUAAUGAUCUAGAACAGCAAUGGAUUUCUGUCCAAGAGCAAAAGAAGAGCUUACAGAAAAUUGAGAAAACUAAACUAAGGACACAGAUGAUACUUUCAAUGUAUGCUUCUGUGACAAAUAUUGUGCCUAACUUGGAUGAGCAGUCCAAAAUUUCAGGCUAUAUUGUGGAAAAGGAUAAAGAUGCUGUUGAGAAGUUUGACUAUGAUACCUCUAAGAUGACUACUCUUGAUAUAUGUAAUGAUAUUUGGAAAUUGGUCUCAGCAAAUAUGGAAUUAAUACUUGCAAAUGGUAGGAUAUGGUCUCGUGUGGCUUUAUAUUGA
Molecule: messenger RNA, 654 nt
Organism: Sphenostylis stenocarpa
Lineage: Eukaryota; Viridiplantae; Streptophyta; Magnoliopsida; Fabales; Fabaceae
Source: the annotation of a GenBank genome assembly